This is a messenger RNA of Periophthalmus magnuspinnatus, 1257 nucleotides long. It is a transcript of the gene vstm4b, whose product is annotated as V-set and transmembrane domain containing 4b. The record is from RefSeq and is a predicted model, not a curated record. Lineage: Eukaryota; Metazoa; Chordata; Actinopteri; Gobiiformes; Gobiidae. The coding region runs from base 55 to 1023 and encodes 322 amino acids. The transcript has 8 exons.
UCUGUGAUCCCGAGUCAUUUAACUGCCAGUAUAUGGAGACUGUAGUUGUGUAAAAUGAAGUUCUACUAUGUACUGGUCGCUUUCCUCACUCACGCUCUAUUUGGAGAUAUUUGUUUGGCCAUUAAUGUGACGAUCGUCCCCUCACCAUUUACGGUAGCCCAGGAGGGUCAGAAUAUCACCUUAUCCUGUAUCGUUUCUCAGCGUCGCAGAAAUGCUGCUCUUCCUGUCGUCAAAUGGACCUUCCUCCCUGCUGGUGCGGAGCGGGCAGAAGACGAACUCCUUAUUGCACGGGUCAACAUGAGGAAGGCCCGUUUCUAUGGCAACUACACCAAAAGCUUCUCUUGGCCAAAGAUGAAGCUGACCGUGGUGAAGCAGGGCAAGAUUUUUGACCUGAUGAUCCUGAACGUAGCGGAAGGAGAUCGGGGGCUGUACAUGUGUCGAGUGCAGGAGUUUAAGAAGCACCAGGAGAGAUGGAAGGCUUCGUCCAACUGCACUGCCGCUACAGAGCUCAGAGUUCACGUGCUGCCCACCACCAAAGCCAAAGAGAGCCUGUGGAGCCUGUUUGAAGAUGUGUACCUGUGUGCGGUGCUCAUCUGCUCCGUGGGGUUGUUGUGUAUGUGCAUGUUCACGGUCACUGUCACCUGCCAGUACCUCCACAGGAAACAAAGGCUAAAAGAGGCGUACCACCUGGUCAAAAGUCCACAGAACAGCUCUGGAGAGACAGUCACCAGUGUCAUCAGCGUAUCUCCGGCUCUGCCCAAAAAGCAAAGGCGGUACAGGAAGAAGAGAAGCAGACAUUACCAAGAGGAGACUCCCCCUGAAAUACCAGCUAAAGUUCCAAUCGGAGACAAAAGAAAACCCAAACUUUUAAAACCACAACCGAGAAAAGUUUUGUUGCCAAAGAUUGUGGAGGAGAACCUAACAUAUGCAGAGCUGGACCUGGUCAAGCCUUUACCGGAGACAAAGGCGAGUCACAACGGGACGGUGUAUGCUCAGAUCAUGUUUGAGGAGCAGCAGCUAUGAGACUCAAUACUGUGGUCCUCUGUGGUCUCAUAGACAAGUUACAUCAUAUUUAUACUGCUCAUCUGAACACCAACAUCUGUCUACGACUAAAACUGUACAGAGUUCUGAUAUUUUCUCCUAUGGAAGAAAAUACUAUAGUUUCUUAAAAUGUUUUUGUACAUUACAUUUGACUGUUUUGUUCAUGCCAUGUAUAGGUUAAAAUGUUUCAUAAUACUGCAGGGUUUAUAUAAUGAG